AUGGAUGCGUCGGGUAUGAACGGUGUUUUUUUUAUUUUCUCUUUCUUUCUCUCUUUCUUUAUAUAUUUUCUUCUUUCUGUCUCUCUCUCUCUCUCUUUGUAUGUGUGUGUGUGCGAUCACCUUCAAUCAACACGGUUAUUAUUUAUUAUUAUUAUUUAUUGUUUUUUCUUUGUUGUUGUUGUUGUUAUACGCAUUGGAAUGGUGGAAGCGUGCGUGUUUGUUUUGUUUGUUUCUGAAGGGAUAGUACGGCGUGAGCAAAGAAAGAGGAACAGAGAGAAGGAGAGAGAGAGAAGGAGAGAGAGGCCUAUUCACGUGUAUUUUUAUUUUUACGUAUUCAGAAGAAAACAACAACAACAAAAGACAAAACACACACACACACACACACACACGAAAGGAAAAGGGGGAUCAAUAAUGGAAGAACCGACUUUUAUGCGUAUUGUCUUGCACGUUUUUGGUCUUCGGGCUGAGAUUAUUUCCGCCGAGUUUGUACGCUUCAGUAUGUCCCGACCGAGGGGAAACUGCCCCUACUUGACACCGCAAUUUAUUCGAGAGGGGGAGCAGGAGCAGCAGCGUUACAUCCCACCGAGCGUGGAUCAACUGCGGCUUGCACUUGUAAGCGAUGCGGAGGAAAUGGGUGAGUGGGGGACGACGGCACCACUUUUACUCGAGAAAACACGGCCGUCUUUGAGUGGCAAUGGGAUGAGAAAUGGCAAUGACGUGAAUGACAACCUUCUCUACUUUACGGCAUCGGUACAGGUGCCGGCGUCAAGUGUGAAGGAGCACACUUUACGAUUUCGUCUGGUGAUUGUGGACGAACCGUUGUUGUCUGCGAUUGCUGCGAUGUCGACGACGGCAACUUCGUCUUCCGGUAUGGGUCUUUGCGUCGCGAAAGGCAUUAGGCCUGGUGCCGCCAUUGUUGCUGUGGAGAAUGCCUAUUGGCAGCCAGAGACCGUGACACUUGUUCCUUCUGACAGCCAUGAUGGGAAGACCUGGCAUGCAUAUAUUGAUCUGCGGGAUCGUGUAGUGCA
Messenger RNA from Trypanosoma cruzi, 1028 nucleotides. RefSeq lists its product as uncharacterized. Lineage: Eukaryota; Euglenozoa; Kinetoplastea; Trypanosomatida; Trypanosomatidae. The record is from RefSeq and is a predicted model, not a curated record. The annotation marks the transcript as partial. The transcript has a single exon.